GAUGUUAGUUGUAAUGAAAAUAUUGGCCAUUGUGUACAUUUUACGAUUAAUUUGGGCUAUGGAGAUAGCGCCCGAGAGACAUGAAGUAGAAUAUAUCAAUAAGAAAUACCUGAAGAACUUGUCAGUGGUCUUCAGAAAGUUCAGCCGAAACUCUCCUCUGUAUGUCAGCAUGGAGCUGGAGUCCUUGGUGGGAGUCGGCGAUAAUAUGACGUUAAAAAUGGCAUUAUACGAAUAUCUCGCCGGCCAUUACAUACCGACCCCUCUAAACGUAGCGUACACGUUCUGCGAUUUCCUCUACCACGAGCCUUUCUUCGGACAAAUGUAUGCCAAGCAGUUCCCAGAAAAUUGGACGUGUCCAUUCCCAGCUGGCGAAUAUCAUUUUGUGAACAUGACGAUUCAUUUGGAGAAUUUCCCAUACACCAUUCCUUUCACAUAUUCCUCAAUGAUUGUACGAACGCGAGCUGAUGUCCAGGGAUUCUUCACACACACCAAUGAAGAAGUGUUUCGAUGGAAGACCUUUAUAAAAAUAACUCAAAAAAUGAAUCCAAAGGAUGUGAAGAAGAAUAAAGCUGUGAAACAUAAUAUUAAUAAGGAAUUAGCACUGAUUUAA
Molecule: messenger RNA, 610 nt
Organism: Spodoptera frugiperda (fall armyworm)
Lineage: Eukaryota; Metazoa; Arthropoda; Insecta; Lepidoptera; Noctuidae
Exons: 4
Coding region: 2-610 (202 amino acids)
Source: RefSeq, a predicted model, not a curated record